This is a messenger RNA of Diachasma alloeum, 5400 nucleotides long. RefSeq lists its product as uncharacterized. The record is from RefSeq and is a predicted model, not a curated record. Gene Ontology annotation, molecular function: nucleic acid binding. The transcript is spliced from 4 exons. Gene Ontology annotation, biological process: DNA integration. Lineage: Eukaryota; Metazoa; Arthropoda; Insecta; Hymenoptera; Braconidae. The coding region runs from base 1 to 5400 and encodes 1799 amino acids.
AUGUCUGAUCCAGAUACCGUAAUUGAACAACAAGCCGUAGAUAAUCAACAAGAUACUAGAGGCGCAGCGGCACAACCAACGAAGACAGAACCUCCACCAUCAACAAUUCCGAAAGUUGUAAUCAGCGAGACUGAAGACGAAGCCAACAUCCCGAGUACUCAACGAAUUCAGCACAUCAAGACGAGAUACUCGGAGGUGAUAGGGCUACCCGCUGCAGGUCUCACUAUGCAUCAAGAGAUUCUACUGAGGCAGCUAAAGUUCAGAGUGGAGAGCAUCACCCACAUUUAUGAGGAGCUCACCACCACGAUCAUGAAUGACGAGGACGUCACCGUGGAAGAGCUGGAUGGACAGAAAGAAAUCCUUGAGACCUACUGGGAAUCAGUCGAACAGACAGCUGCCACAAAGGAGCAAAGUAUAAAGCUCAUCAGUAAGCUGAAAGGUCGGCUGUCGAAGAAAACUCAACCCGCAAGCAAUUCACCAGGCCAAGAACACCCAGACAAGCUCACACGUCUGGAUUUGAAGGCUUUCGACGGCACCCCAUCCCAGUGGAAGGAAUUCAGAGAUCUCUUCACCUCGCUGGUCGGUACCAAAUCAACAAUCGCACCAGUGGAGAAGUUGAUUAGGCUCAAAAGCAGCCUCAGAGGACCUCCAGCUACUCUCAUAUCGACAUUGUACAUCAACGACCGGAAUUAUGAAAAGGCUUGGCAGAAGCUCAAGGCGGAAUACGAUGAUCCAAGAUUGGUGGCUCAGUACCUGUUCAAUCGAAUACUGCAGCUACCAAAAAUCACCAAGGCAACUCAGGAGAAACUCAACCACAACACAGCAGCAGCAGUCGAGUCGCUAGACCAGCUACGAGAGGUAGUCGGUCUCUCAGAUGCGAACUUGAUUGAACAGAUGAUCGCCCACCUGCUGAGGAGAUCAUUAGAUGCAGAAACCCUCAAGCAGUGGGAAUUGAAACUGGGAGACUCCAGAGACUUUCCCAGUCUGAAGGAAUUCGUCGGAUUCGUCGAAGCCUGCGGCAGAGGAAUCAACGCAGGAUCAGAGCUUCAUGCAACACAGGAAACCAACAUCGCCGACAGGAAAUCACCGAAGAAGAAGAAGAGCUCUUACGCAGCAGCUACUCAACAAGACAGCAACGCUGAGAGGCUUCUUCCGAGAAACUGUUGUGCCAUGUGUAAGGAAAAACACUUCAUCGCUGAGUGCCAGAAAUUCAGGGAGUUGCCCCCAGUAAAGAGGAAUAGCGUGGUCAUAAGCAAUGGCCUCUGCUUCAGCUGUCUGGGACCUCACCGAAAGACGAAGUGUUUCUCAACGAAAAGAUGUCAACAAUGUCAGGGCAACCACCACACUUUAAUUCAUGGAGGAAGCGAGUACACCAACGCUCCACCACGAACUCGACGUGACUUGGAAUCAACAGAUGUCCCUGCAUCAGCAAAAGUCGAUCCAGGGCAGAGUACAGACAAGAUCACGACUCAACCCAGUACAUCAACGGCAACAGUCAACCUCAACAAUCAGCGGACCAGUGAGAAUGCAGAAACAACUCAACAAGAAGCAGAUAAAAAAUCAGUGCAGUUAGCAACAGCGCGAGUCAAAGUAAAAUCCCCAAAAGGAUUCAUCAGCAGAGCCAGAGUACUAAUUGAUCAAGGAUCCGAGGUGUCAUUUAUCUCUGAGAAAUUCGUACAUCAACUGCACCUCACAAGAACAACAGAAACGUUGGAAUUAAUAGGAAUUGGCGGAGUCAAUUCAGGCCACACAAGAGGAAGGGUGUCAGUGACGCUACAAGCAAUCAACGGGCCCCAGCAAGUAAAACUCAACGCCCACGUCUUGAAGAAAAUCACGGCAAUCCUGCCAUCAUUCUCCUGUGAAUCAGUCGACAUCGGCUCACUAGAAAAUCUUCAACUAGCUGAUCAACAGUAUCUCCAGUCUGGACCAAUAGAUAUAAUAAUAGGGGCUGACAACUACGGGCAGAUAAUUAAAGAUGAAGCUGUCAAGUCUAAACAGUCAAGAUUAGUUGGCCAACGCACAGCAUUUGGUUGGAUAUUAUCAGGUCCAAUCAACUGCUCCAGUUGCUCAACGAGGGUCUCCCUAUCAGCUGUACGAGAAUCUUCAAAUGAACGACUACUACAGCUUCUACAAAGGUUUUGGGUCCAGGAAGAAUUACCAGUCCAACGUUCAAACAACUCAGAGCUAUCACCAGACGAGCUGGAGUGUGAAAAACACUUCAAAUCAACACACAGCAGAGAUUCAACAGGGCGUUACAUUGUGAGGCUCCCAUUGAAAACGUCAGCAGAAGCGCUCGGGGAGUCAAAGUUCAAGACUUCACGACAGCUCAAAUCAACAGUCAGCAAACUCAACAACAAUCAGGAAUAUGCCCAGCUCUACAAGGAGUUUAUCAACGAGUACGAGGCUUUGGGACAUAUGCAGAGAGCACCCGAUUCUCCAGAACCUACCCCAGCCUAUUAUCUGCCACACCACGGUGUUCUGAGAGAAGAGGUCAUCACCACAAAGCUGAGAGUCGUUUUCAACGGCUCCAGUCCCAGCUCAUCAGGUAUGUCACUCAAUGAUAUAUUAUAUCCUGGUGGAAAAUUGCAGAUCAACGCCAUGGACGUCUUGACAUGGAUGAGAAAGCACAGACUCGUGUUUGGCACCGACAUCGUUAAGAUGUUUAGACAGAUACGAGUUCACAGGGACGAUUGGGACCUCCAGAGAAUUUUGUGGAUUGAUGAUAAUCAGCAACAAAUCUCCUAUCAGCUAACCACAGUCACCUACGGUCUCAACUGUUCUCCAUGGCUAUCUCUGAGAGUUCUUCAACAAUUAGCGGAGGAUGAGGGUCACCGCUUUCCAGCAGCCGUCGAGACAAUCACCAGAGGUCGGUAUGUUGGCAACAUCUACGGCGGAGCUGAGUCAGCAGCAGAACUCAAGGAGAUAGUCUGGCAACUACAAGGACUCUGUCAGGCUGGAGGCUUCGCUCUUCAGAAAUGGAGCAGCGAUUGCCCACGGCUAUUGCACGAGCUCGGAUUAUCAACAGAGGAAGCCGUAAUCCAGUUUGAAGAAUCAGUUACCAAAGUUCUUGGAAUAUGCUUCAACCGUAGCUAUGAGUGCAGUGGUGUACAUACGCACCAGGAACAUCAACGAGCCAGCUUCAACAGUGAUGGUCUGCGCGAAGACAAAGGUAGCACCGAUCAAGCGCAUGACUAUUCCAAGAUUAGAGCUUACAGCAGCUCUCUUGUUAAUACAACUAGUAGCCUCAACACAGAGUNACGGUGGGAGUUAUUUCGCCAGGAACUCACAGAAUUGGACAAAGUUGCUAUACCCAGAUGGCUCAAUUUAACAUCAAAAGAAAGUAACAUUCAAUUACACGGAUUCGCAGAUGCUUCAACCGUAGCUAUGAGUGCAGUGGUGUACAUACGCACCAGGAACAUCAACGAGCCAGCUUCAACAGUGAUGGUCUGCGCGAAGACAAAGGUAGCACCGAUCAAGCGCAUGACUAUUCCAAGAUUAGAGCUUACAGCAGCUCUCUUGUUAACACAACUAGUAGCCUCAACACAGAGUAUGCUUCAGCUCGACCAUGCAGAAACUCAUCUUUGGUCGGAUUCAGCAGUAACACUCGCUUGGAUCAGAAGCCACGCAUCAACGUGGAAAGAUUUCGUCCACAACAGAGUGGUCAAGAUUCAGGAAACUCUUCCGAAUGCCAUCUGGAGACACGUCAGUGGGAAAGAAAAUCCAGCCGACUGCGCAUCCAGAGGCAUAUCUCCAAGUCAGCUAGCAGAUCAUCAACUUUGGUGGUCAGGACCUGAGUGGAUUAAUCAGGAUCCUGAAGAGUGGCCACAAUCAAUAAUUGACGCUCCAGCAAUGGACAUCCCAGAAGUGGCCAAGGAAGCGAAACCAGCACGAGCACAUCCAGUUGCACCAAAGGUCAACGAACUUGCUGAGCUACUCACCAGGUACAGCUCGAUGGCUCGGCUUCUAGCAGUAACAGCGACUAUCAACAGGGCAAUCGACAGAUUCAGGAGACUGCCGACGCCCCCGGGACCAGUCCUGUCAACAAGAGAACUCAACGAAGCGAGAUUAUUCUGGGUAAAAAUAACACAAAAUCAGUACUUUGUUUCAGCCCUUCGUGUGCUUCAGAGAAAUCAAAAGCUACCACGAGGUCACCAAUUAGCAAAGCUCACACCAACCCUAGACGAGUUGAACAUCAUGAGACUUGGGGGACGCCUGAAGAACUCAGACCUACACCCUGAAGAGACACACCCAAUAAUCUUGCCACGUCAGUCGAGAUUCACCACACUGGUGAUCGAAGAAGCUCAUCGCAGAACCCUCCACGGAGGGACUCAACUCACGCUGGCCUACACCAGACAAAGGUACUGGAUAAUCGGUGGCAGGGGCACAGUCAGAGCGUACAUUCUGCGCUGUGCUAUCUGCACCAGACACCGAGGGAAGCAGGCUCAACAACAGAUGGGUCAGCUGCCUGCAACCAGAGUAUCACCAUCCAGAGCAUUUCUCCAGACCACGGAAGCUUUCCUAGGAGCCUACAAGAGAUUCACCGGAAGACGGGGCAUUCCAGCUGUCAUGUACAGUGACAAUGCCACCACGUUCACCAGCGCAGCAGAAGUUCUAGAAAGGCUCUAUCACCAAGCUUCCAGAGAAAAUCAACGAAUUCAGGCUGCUCUCGCCACCAAUGGGACACAAUGGAGCUUCUCACCACCUAGAGCCCCUCAUUUCGGUGGCAAAUGGGAAGCAGCCGUGAAAUCAACAAAAUAUCACCUCAAAAGAGUCCUGGGAAAGACAACACUAACGUUUGAGGAACUCAACACCAUAGUGAUCCAGAUAGAGGCCUGUCUAAACUCCAGGCCAAUCUGUCCGAUGUCGGACGACCCAGAAGAUCUCCAAGUGCUCACACCAGGACAUUUUUUGAUAGGUGAGCCUCUCCAAGUAAUCCCAGAGUCUUCAUACGUCAACGAGAACCCCAGCAAAAUUCGACGAUGGAACCUGGUGACGCAGAUAAUUCACCAGUUCUGGUCCAGGUGGUCCAAAGUGUGUCUUCAACGGUACCAGUCAAUCUACAAGUGGAAGACACGUCAACAGAACAUAGAGGUUGACAAUAUGGUGCUGAUGAUGGAAGACAGCUUUCCACCAACGCAGUGGCCAAUUGCCAGAGUCAUAGCAACGAAACCAGGAGCAGAUGGGCUUACAAGGGUAGCCAAAGUGAGAAUCACCAAGGUAGAAGUCGGCACGCAUCCAGACGGGUCACCAAACCUCCAGAACAUCAAAACGACCCACUCGGAGUUUGAUCAACCAAUCGCCACGCUCUGUCUGUUGCCAACAGACCCACCACCACCAGAACAACCUCCAGAAGAAGAUCAACUAGAGGACGUAGAAGACCAACAGAACGACAACCAGUAA